This is a messenger RNA of Pecten maximus, 1606 nucleotides long. RefSeq names its product keratin-associated protein 16-1-like. The transcript has 7 exons. Gene Ontology annotation, molecular function: serine-type endopeptidase inhibitor activity. The record is from RefSeq and is a predicted model, not a curated record. Bases 211 to 1413 code for a protein of 400 amino acids. Lineage: Eukaryota; Metazoa; Mollusca; Bivalvia; Pectinida; Pectinidae.
UAUGUCGACUAAAAUAUGAAAAAUAUUUACGAAAAUUACAUUUCAUCAAAAACAUUCGGAACACAUUUCUUAAGAUCAAUAUUUCAAACAUAGUUUAAUUCGAUAUCCCUCGGUCUUUGACCCAGAAACGACGCACCGAUUCAACUAUUGAGUGUUUACUACGUCCAGAACCUGCCAUGCCGAUUACGACCAUGUGUCGCUCUACGUCUGAUGACCGUCCAUACAACCAUUAGAAUGCAUGUCGAUAUAAUUUUAGGAUCAUUUUUAUUUUUUUCCAUCACAGUUUUAAUUGAGUGUUACCCUGAGAGGAGAUUCCUGGUCUCGUCGCCUGAUAAACAAAGGCUGUUUUGUUUCCCGCCCAUCACCUACUGUCAUUUACAUUGUACUAACGGGUAUAUAAACACACCAAAUGGCUGUCCAGUUUGUCAGUGUCGCUCUGCAUCCCAAGGUGUUACUGCUAGUUCAAUACCACUCCGUCCACAGGCCCCUCAAAGUUAUGUUCCAAAUUCACAAUCAUCCGGCUCACUAUCAUCUGGGCCGUUUACAUCCGGGUCACUAACAUCCGGGUACAACAUGUUCACCAACCCGUGCCAGCCACAACAUAUGUUCUGCUCACUAACGUGUCCACAUGGCUUCCUUACCGGAAAUAACGGUUGUCACUUCUGCUUCUGCGCAUCAGCACCCCAAGCAGGAACAAUAGCGCCACUCACAACUACAUCCGGGCCACUCAGUAACCUAGACAACCCAUGCGUGGCCAGUCAACAACACUGCGGACUUGUGUGUAAAUAUGGUUAUUUGAAGGGCCCCUCCAACUGUAACUAUUGUCUGUGCGCCCCUCCUGGCCUCGUUUACACCUUCAAUACCACAGUCAGUUUAACUUCGACAAUUCCAACCACGAGCCCGACCCCUUCGGGCGUCAUCCUGCCCGACCCCUGUAUUCCGAAUCAACCCAUUUGCGCAAUGACAUGCGCGAACGGAUUCGUAAAAGGACCACAAGACUGUCAGUACUGCUUGUGUGCGCCCUCUACCACCGUUACCACUACUACCAUCAGUAUUACGACAAACCGAACGGCUCAAGCAAAACCGCCUAGUCAUGAUUCACACAAGAAUUCCUCCAUGACGUCACUUCCUGUACCAAGCACUGUCAGUCCCGACGUAGCGAACGAGUGUAUCAUAGCGACGACUAUCUGCCAGCUCAAGUGUUCAGGGGGGUUUAUGACGGACCCACAACACUGCACCUUCUGUGUAUGUAAGGACGAAAUGUAUAACAAAACCGGGAUCCCUAAGUCUGAUGAGCCGAUGAUCCUGCUUCAGAAUCCGUGUGUAGAGGGAAUGGAUACUUGUAGGAUUUUCUGUAUGGCCGGCUACCUCCGAGGACCAAAGAACUGCCAGUAUUGCGCAUGUCGACAUUAAACACAAGAACGUGUUUCCGCUUCCGGUUAUAUUUAUAAUACAUUUUUAGAGCAGAAUAUUUGUAUACAGAGAACUUUUCUGAUAUCGUACAUAUCUCAGUUAAACAGUCGAUAGCCGAAAAUGUUAUUGGAAAGGUACUUAGAACGAUGUAGUGAUACUUUAUUUAUUACGACGGUAAAGGUUUUUAUAAAAA